Molecule: messenger RNA, 1827 nt
Organism: Chenopodium quinoa (quinoa)
Lineage: Eukaryota; Viridiplantae; Streptophyta; Magnoliopsida; Caryophyllales; Amaranthaceae
Product: pyruvate dehydrogenase E1 component subunit alpha-1, mitochondrial-like
Exons: 8
Coding region: 124-1308 (394 amino acids)
Biological process (GO): pyruvate decarboxylation to acetyl-CoA
Cellular component (GO): intracellular membrane-bounded organelle
Molecular function (GO): pyruvate dehydrogenase (acetyl-transferring) activity
Source: RefSeq, a predicted model, not a curated record
AAAUUCCAAAAUCAGAAAGGUGGUUGGCACUAAAUAAAAUCGAUUCCCCUACUCGCGUUCACCUCGUUCUCCCUGAAUUCGAUCUGGUUCAUCUUCCCUCUUCUUUCUCUCUCCUCUUCAACAAUGGCGCUUCUCCACCGAGUCAACAACUCCAAAUCUCUCUCCUCCCUUCUCCGCCCCUUAACCUCCGCCACCCACCACCGUCUCUUCUCCUCCGAUUCCUCCAAAACCCUAACAAUUGAAACCAGCAUCCCUUUCAAAUCCCACAUCAUCGAACCCCCUUCUCGCUCCGUCGAUACGACGCCGUCUGAACUCAUGGACUACUUCCGUAGCAUGGCCCUUAUGCGGCGAAUGGAAAUCGCCUCCGAUUCCCUCUACAAAGCCAAGCUUAUUCGAGGGUUUUGCCAUCUUUACGACGGUCAAGAAGCCGUCGCUGUUGGUAUGGAGGCCGCCAUUACUAAAAAGGAUAAUAUAAUCACCGCGUAUCGUGAUCAUUGUAUUUAUCUUUCGAGAGGUGGUUCGCUCGUUAGCGCUUUCGCCGAAUUGAUGGGGAGACAAGAUGGGUGUUCAAGGGGUAAAGGUGGGUCGAUGCAUUUUUAUAAGAAGGAUUCGGGUUUUUACGGCGGUCACGGGAUUGUUGGUGCUCAGGUUCCGUUGGGUGUUGGGCUUGCUUUUGCUCAGAAGUAUAAUAAGGAAGAUACUGUAAGUUUUGCUUUGUAUGGUGAUGGUGCUGCUAAUCAAGGACAAUUGUUUGAGGCUUUGAAUAUGGCUGCGCUUUGGGAUCUGCCUGCUAUUUUGGUUUGUGAAAAUAAUCAUUAUGGUAUGGGAACUGCAGAAUGGAGGGCGGCAAAGAGCCCAGCUUAUUACAAACGUGGAGAUUAUGUUCCUGGAUUAAAGGUUGACGGUAUGGAUGUAUUGGCUGUGAAACAAGCUUGCAAAUUUGCCAAGGAAUAUGUUUUGAAGAAUGGGCCAAUUAUACUUGAGAUGGACACUUAUAGGUAUCAUGGACACUCAAUGUCUGAUCCUGGCAGCACUUACAGGACACGUGAUGAGAUUUCUGGAAUUAGACAGGAACGUGACCCUAUUGAGAGAGUCAGGAAGCUGAUAUUGGCUCAUGAUAUUGCUGCAGAAAAGGAACUAAAGGAUAUUGAAAAGGAGGUCAGGAAAGAAGUGGAUGACGCCAUUGCUAAGGCUAAGGAGAGUCCCAUGCCUGAUAAUUCUGAGCUUUUUACAAAUAUAUACGUGAAAGGUUAUGGAGUAGAGUCAUUCGGUGCUGACAGAAAAGUACUUAGAACUGCUCUACCAUGAGCCAAAGUAACAUUUUGAUGCGAGUCGUAUGGAGAUGAGAUGGAAACUUGAAAUAAAAGAUUUUGACCCAAUUUUUAUAGGCUUGUGCUUUCUAUUGUUGUAUAGGUUUUUCUCGCUCCUACAAGUUAGGGCCACUGCCUUGUUGCAGUGGAUGUGAUACAGCUCUAAAUUCGUCUCGUGUAUUGAUUAACGAAAUUUCAUGUGUGAUUCAGGAUCUAGUUGUGUUGCUUUGAUCAGAGCUUUAUACACAAGUCAAUAAUUUGACUUACAUAAAGCGCUUUUUGUGCUUCACAAAUCACAAUAUACAAAUAACGCACCAAAUUGUUGCUGAAAGCAUCAAGGCCUUGGCUGAUUAUUGUUAUUUUUUCUACCUUUGCUGAUUUUUUGAAACAUUAAAUUUUUGUUAAAGAGUGUCUAGAUGCUCAGUGUUGGGUAUUCAUUACCUGUUGUAUCACUUGUAUGCUUAAACUAUUGUUGAUGUUAUUGGCUAUGACAUUGACCAAGUAUUGAAUUCAGAAA